Molecule: messenger RNA, 937 nt
Organism: Cornus florida
Lineage: Eukaryota; Viridiplantae; Streptophyta; Magnoliopsida; Cornales; Cornaceae
Product: transcription factor MYB3-like
Exons: 3
Coding region: 281-889 (202 amino acids)
Source: RefSeq, a predicted model, not a curated record
UUAAUCCCUGCUGACUUACUCUCGAUUACUCAAACAUCAAAGUUUCAAACAAACUGACUCUCUCUCUCUCUCUCUCUCUCUCUCACAUUCACCCUACCUACAGUAGUACAUCUCUUCUCAAUUGCAAUCUCUCUCUCUGAAAAGACAGCUACCUUUCUUAGCUAGGUUGCACAAAACUCAGCACACCCACACUUCUCUCUCUCUCUCUUGCUAACUUUCAGCUAGCUGACAGACUUUCUCAAACUCAAAGCAUAUACAUCUAUCUCUGUGUGUGUACAAUAUGGCUCGGAAGAACGAAGGAUCUAGUAGUAGUAAAAAUGUCUUUAACAAAGGGGCGUGGACAGCUGAGGAAGAUCAAAAACUAGCCCAGUAUAUAGAAAUCCAUGGUGCAAAGAAGUGGAAAACAGUAGCAAUUAAAUCAGGCUUGAACAGAUGCGGGAAGAGUUGUAGAUUGAGGUGGUUGAAUUAUCUGAGACCAAACAUCAAGAGAGGCAACAUAUCUGAUGCAGAAGAGGACUUGAUACUUAGGCUUCAUAAGCUACUUGGGAACAGGUGGUCAUUGAUUGCUGGGAGACUUCCAGGACGAACUGAUAAUGAAAUCAAGAAUUACUGGAAUUCACAUUUGAGCAAGAAAAUGAAACAUAAAGAAAAAACAGCAGCAACUUCAACGGCACAAGAGACUACGCCUCAAAAAACUGUGGCCAUCCACGAGGCCGACAAAGAAGGCAUUGAUGGAAGCGGAUACAUGGAUCCUAGCUUCAAUGCAAAUGAAUUCUUUGAUUUCUCGAGUGAAGGCACCUACGGGUUAGAGUGGGUGAAUAAAUUUCUUGAACUCGAUGAGGAUCCAUGGCUUUCAGAUAAAAAAAAUGGAGGUCUGGAUAAUAUAUAGUAAAGUUUCUGCCGUUGAAUUUUUUUUAAUUGGUGCAGAAUUUUAACA